GGAUGGAGGGAUUUAAAUAGAUUCAGCGACCUUGGCAAAGUCGGAUCUCAACAAGUCAACAGAACAUGAGAGGUCAUGGCACUUGGAUGGUCUCCAUGAGGAGAGAUUAACAAUCCCUUGUCGUGGGUUUGCCGGCAACUGCGACCUGUUCUGCUUUAGCUCGAGACCGUGACACGAGAUGAGCACCAUCAAAGCAGCUCCGGAGGAGCCCCAUGGUACAAAAACACACCGAAGGACUUUUCAGGACUCGUUUCUCACCUCGUCAGACUUUAACAGAACGCAAGAAGUUAAUCCCGGCGGUGAAGAUUGUCGGGGAAGAUUUUCGCAGAGUCCACACGGCAUCAGUCAAUUGAAGCAAGUGAUCCUACGAGCUGCAACGAGCCUCGAAUUGACUGAGGUCCGGAGAAAUUCACCCGGGCUGUUGGGGGUCCACUGGGUAAGAAAAACCUCGCCCAUACCCCUUUCAACAUCGAUAUGCAUGUUCCAAUUGUAACAGCCGCGUGUACAUGAGCCGAUUGAUUCUCUACCAAAUUGGCGAGCUGCCCGUCGAAUGAUGACGUGGUCUGGCCAGCAUGGCGACGAUGGAAACCCAAGGGUGACGGGCAGAUGAAGAUUUAGUGGCUUGUAAUUGGCGGAGAAGAUCGAGGUAACUUCUAGUGCAGCAGGUGCUUGCCAUGCGAAACUCAACUCGGGCUCCACUCACGUGACGACAGGGUUUAUCAGGGACUCGUUCUGUCACGCCGCUUUGCAUGGUCGACGUGGCAUGUCCCUUUCGAACCUUCAUCUUUUUGUCCAUGCCGACAAACUAGUCCUCAUCUCCCCAUCUUUCUACUCACUUUCAGUACAGUACUGUACUUACUACACUGUACCUCGACUCACGACCGCAACCCCUCACUGAACCCCCUCCUGCAAAUUCUUGUCAUAAACCACCGUCACAAUAUACUUCGUACGAGGUACAUGCUGCUGACUCAACAUUGGUUGUGACCCUCGACUGGUUGGGUACUGUCCUUAUCCCACAGCCCUCUUUCUCCUUUUGCAUUCUUACACCCGUCUCUACAAGCCCCUCGUCCCCGGAAGCAUAGGAAUCGUCCAACUGCGACGGAACCUUAGUCUACUUGGAGACAUGGAUAUACUGUAUCCCUCAUUAAGUGUGACAUCCGAUACGUGGUUACCAGAGGAUUUUCCGCUCGACAUGUCACACUCGAUAUGCCCGGCCCGGGCGUCGCUUUGAGAAUCAACAGACAUCAAGUAUGGAUUGAUCGAGUGCUCAUCAAAGGCAGCAGAGAUUCCCCAUUAAGGCCGCUACACUGGAGCGAGACGAAGUGUUCUGCUUUUCAGAAAGUGUAGACAUGCUUCUCCACAGUCAUGGACAGAAGAUUCAAGCUCGGAAAUAUAUUGCGCAAUGUGCUCAAAUGCAGCAUGGAUAACUGUUCAUUUUAUAUUACUCUAUUUGAACUAGUCCUCCCCCUCCACGGGCUCGUUAGUGGAAUGUAUGAUCUUUCUCGAAAAUCAAGCCCGCGACAAGUCAUUUAAAAAUG
Molecule: messenger RNA, 1538 nt
Organism: Marchantia polymorpha subsp. ruderalis
Lineage: Eukaryota; Viridiplantae; Streptophyta; Marchantiopsida; Marchantiales; Marchantiaceae
Source: the annotation of a GenBank genome assembly